Molecule: messenger RNA, 1590 nt
Organism: Rosa chinensis
Lineage: Eukaryota; Viridiplantae; Streptophyta; Magnoliopsida; Rosales; Rosaceae
Product: fasciclin-like arabinogalactan protein 2
Exons: 2
Coding region: 135-1358 (407 amino acids)
Cellular component (GO): plasma membrane
Source: RefSeq, a predicted model, not a curated record
CAUAAAAUUUGAGGGAACAUAUACUUGUGAAGCACCACCACCACUCAUCACUAAUCACAUAAAGCCUCACCUCUCUUUCCUCUUUCUAUUCCUUCCCCCCUUGCCAAGUUGCCAUCACCCCUAGAUUUCCAAAAAUGGCACCGCCACGGCCCCUCACCUCCACCCUAGCUCUCUCCCUCUCCGUCAUCCUCCUCCUCCUCCUCCUCUCCUCCACCUCCCAAGCACACAACAUCACCCGCAUUCUCGCCAAGCACCCCGAGCUCUCCACUUUCAACCACUACCUUACCGUCACCCACCUCGCCGCCGAGAUCAACCGCCGCCAGACCAUCACCGUCCUCGCCAUCGACAAUGCCGCCAUGUCCGCCAUCCUCGCCAAGCACCUAUCCAUUCCAACCCUCAAGAAUGUGCUCUCCCUCCACGUCCUCGUGGAUUACUUCGGUGCCAAGAAGCUCCACCAGCUCACCGGCGGCUCCACCUUGACCGCCAGCAUGUUCCAGUCCACCGGCACGGCGGACGGGACCACCGGGUACGUGAACAUCACCAACCUCAAGGGUGGUAAAGUUGGGUUCGGUACUGAAGAUAACAAUGGGAAGCUCAACUCCUUCUACCAGAAGUCUGUGCAGGAGAUCCCAUACAAUAUCUCUGUGCUCCAAAUCAGUCAGGUCCUAACUUCAGCUGAAGCAGAGGCGCCAACUGCCGGUCCAAGCGACGUGAACCUAACCUCCAUCCUAGCCAAGCAAGGCUGCAAAGCCUUCUCCGACAUGCUGAUCGCAACCGGUGCCGCCGCCACUUUCCAGACAAACGUCGACGGAGGCCUGACAGUCUUCUGCCCCACCGACGCCGUCAUCACUGCCUUCGCCCCCAAGUACAAAAACCUAACGACACCUCAAAAACUGGCGUUGGUUUUGUACCACGGCAUCCCCGUGUACCAGUCCCUCCAGAUGUUGAAGUCCAGCAACGGAGUCAUCAACACUCUGGCCACAGACAAGGCCAACAAGUACGACUUCACGGUGCAAAACGACGGUGAGGAGGUGAGCUUGGAGACCAAGGUCGUGACGGCGAAGGUCACCGGAACCGUGCUGGAUCAGGAUCCUUUAGUGAUCUACAAGGUGGACAAAGUAUUGCAGCCAAAGGAGCUGUUUAAGGUGGUGAAGACUAAGGCGGCUCCGGCUCCUAAGGAGGCCGACGCGCCGUCGGAUGACAAUGCUGACGCGCCGUCAGAGGACGAUGCUGACGCGCCGUCGGAGGAUGAUUCGGCGGAUGCCAAGGCGGAUGAUAAUGCAGUGAGUGGAUUGAUGAAGGGCGGGAGAUUGGUUGUGGUUGGUUUGAGUUUGUGCGUUGGGGUUUUGCUUAUGUGAUUAUUAGAUUGAGAGGUUGAAUUUUCUGGUGGGAGAUUUGAAUUCUUUUUUUCAUUUGGUGCAGACAAUAAUAUUGAAAAAUUGGAAGGUGAGUGUUUUAUUCAAAUUGAAUGUCUUCUUAUAGUUUUUGGGGCUGUUCAUGAUUUGUAUAGUGUCAAUGUACUAAGUUAUCAAAAAGAAAAGAAAAAAGAAAAAGUGUACCAUACUAAAGUUCCAAAAAAAAAAAAAAAAA